Molecule: messenger RNA, 4345 nt
Organism: Gallus gallus (chicken)
Lineage: Eukaryota; Metazoa; Chordata; Aves; Galliformes; Phasianidae
Gene: ALDH6A1
Product: aldehyde dehydrogenase 6 family member A1
Exons: 12
Coding region: 54-1670 (538 amino acids)
Biological process (GO): L-valine catabolic process; thymine catabolic process
Cellular component (GO): mitochondrion
Molecular function (GO): malonate-semialdehyde dehydrogenase (acetylating, [NAD(P)+]) activity; methylmalonate-semialdehyde dehydrogenase (acylating, NAD+) activity
Source: RefSeq, a predicted model, not a curated record
GGUGUGGCGAGGGGCGCCGUUCGGGGUCCGCGGCGCAGCGACCCUCGGCCGGGAUGGCGGCAGCGGCGGCGGCGCGUGGCGUUUGGGGCGGGCGGCGGCGCGUGGCGUUCAGGCUGCCGCGGAGAGCCGGUGUUCCCUGGAUCGCUUCGGCCGCCGCCUCCUCCUCCUCUGUGCCAACAACCAAACUGUUCAUCGAUGGGAAGUUUGUCGAGUCCAAAACCACAGAAUGGAUUGAUAUCCACAACCCAGCCACAAAUGAAGUUGUUGCUCGUGUACCAAAAGCUACCACUAGUGAAAUGGAGGCAGCUGUAGCUUCUUGCAAAAAGGCUUUUUGGAACUGGUCGGAAACAUCUGUUUUGAGUCGCCAGCAAAUCUUCCUGCGUUACCAACAGCUCAUCAAAGACAAUCUGAAAGAAAUUUCAAAACUCAUCACCUUUGAGCAAGGGAAGACCCUGGCUGACGCUGAGGGAGAUGUGUUCCGAGGCCUCCAGGUGGUUGAACAUGCAUGCAGCGUGACAUCUCUCAUACUGGGAGAGACCAUGCCCUCCAUCACUAAAGACAUGGACACUUGCACCUACCGUCUGCCUUUGGGUGUGUGUGCUGGCAUUGCACCAUUCAAUUUCCCAGCGAUGAUUCCUCUUUGGAUGUUUCCCAUGGCUAUGGUUUGUGGAAACACAUUCUUGAUGAAACCUUCUGAGCGCGUGCCAGGAGCACUCAUGUUCCUUGCCAAGCUGUUUCAGGAUGCUGGUGCCCCAGACGGGACCCUGAAUAUCAUCCAUGGACAGCAUGAAGCUGUGAACUUCAUUUGUGACCAUCCGGAUAUCAGAGCAAUCAGCUUUGUGGGAUCUAAUCAGGCUGGCGAAUACAUCUAUGAAAGAGGAUCCCGGAAUGGCAAGAGAGUCCAGGCUAACAUGGGAGCAAAGAACCAUGGUGUGGUGAUGCCAGAUGCCAAUAAAGAGAACACCUUGAACCAGCUGGUUGGAGCUGCCUUUGGAGCAGCUGGCCAACGCUGCAUGGCCUUGUCUACAGCAAUUCUAGUGGGAGAAGCACAGAAAUGGUUGCCAGAAUUGGUGGAGAGAGCAAAAAAUCUACGCGUAAAUGCAGGAGACCAGCCUGGAGCUGACCUAGGGCCUCUAAUCAGUCCCCAAGCCAAGGAAAGGGUUUGCCACCUGAUUCAGAAAGGAGUAGAAGAAGGUGCCAGUCUUCUUCUGGAUGGACGUAAUAUCAAAGUGAAGGGCUAUGAGAACGGCAAUUUUGUUGGACCAACGAUCCUUGCCAAUGUGAAGCCAAACAUGACUUGUUACAAGGAGGAAAUCUUUGGGCCUGUCUUAGUGGUUCUGGAAGCAGAUACUCUGGAUGAUGCAAUUGAGGUGGUGAACAAUAACCCCUAUGGAAAUGGAACCGCAAUCUUCACCACCAAUGGAGCCACAGCUCGGAAAUAUUCUCACUUAGUAGAUGUGGGGCAGGUGGGUGUCAAUGUUCCAAUUCCAGUACCUCUGCCCAUGUUCUCUUUCACCGGUUCUCGUGCUUCUUUCAGAGGAGAUGCAAAUUUCUAUGGCAAACAGGGAGUGCAGUUCUACACACAGCUGAAAACUAUCAUUUCUCAGUGGAAAGAGGAAGAUGCCACUGUUACCAAGCCUGCUGUGGUUAUGCCAACUAUGGGGAACUAAAUCGGCCCUUAAAGAUGCUGUCUCUGGUGCCCCUCUUUUUCCAUGUUGCACUUUCCAGCUUUGUCCUGACUAUCACAGUUUCCUUGGGAAUGAAUAGAAAACUCCACUUCCUAAGGGCCUCUUUUUCUAUGUAGAGCAGGUGAGCUUAUAAUGCACAGUCUGGGUUUUCUGUUGCUGUGAUCGUUUUUGUAUAACUAUCAGGAAGAAACUAUCCUAUCUAAUUGAAAGGGAAAACAGAUGGGCUUUACUCCGUGUUUCUUUCUAGACUUUCUGAACUCAAACAUUAUUCUGCUUUCCACUUCAGUACCUCUAGCCUUAGUGAUUCACUGCUGGCUACAUCUUGUAGCAGUUUUACCACUUUCUUACACAUUGAGAUUCUGAACUCACCAUACUCAGAUGAGUAUUCACUUUGAGUGACACAACUGGGACGCUUCAGACGUCUCACAGAAGUGACUUCUACAUACAAUGAGGACAGCAAGUUAUGGAGUUGAAAAUGUCAGUCUUUCAUCAGUUGAGGAAUUUCCAAAAUACCUAGGAAAUACCUUUCUAAGGAUUUUUCAGGGAAGCAUCUUUGGCUGCUUGUCUGAGGAUGAAUUAAACACCUGUAUGGCAUAGUGACCUUUGCUGUGCCUCUUACAGCUGGAAACUGUUCCUAUUAUGCAUGUGGCUUGCAUUCUCCAACUUACUGUCAGUUCCAUUAUACCUAGAAGUUGGUUGGUGCCUUUCUACUGUGCUAACAAAAAGUGUGCCUACAGGUCCUUUAAGGUAAUGUAACUGUAGAAGCAUAAAUGUGCAUAAAUGUGUAGAAGCAUGAUGUCUUGCAUCAUGGGAUCACGUCAGUCUGGUUGGUAGGAAGAAUAAGUAGACAGGUCAGUAGGAAGAAAUGUGAUUUGAUCACAAAGCAGCCAGGCCUGUUCUGUGUGUUUUCCUGAAUAUAGAUGUAUUUCUUUUGAUGUUUGAUCGACUCUGUCACAUUUGCUCAAACACAGUCAUGUUCUCGGGGGACUGCAGGUCCCAUUGUUAGAGAUGGGUAAGUCUUGCUAUACCCUGUUCUUAUGUGUGCAUUUGGAGCUGGAGAGCCUGUAUUUUUAUUCUUGCUUCCUGGAAGAUGAUGCAGCCAUGAGGUGGGGGGGGGGGGGGGGGGGGGAAAUCUGCAGGGACUUCAUUCAAGUACCCAUGGAAAAUAAUACUAAUGAUUGUAAUCAUCACUUGUUCUGAUUAAAAGAAAUCUGAGCGUGAAGACUCUGUAUCCUGCCUUCUGAUAAAGAUCUAAUGUAACUCAGUUAUGUAUUUGAGUAACUGCUGUUGAUCCACUAAUGUUUGUAUCUUGGUUUUUUCCUUCUGCUAUACUCUAGAGGGAAAAUUCUCACCUUGCAAUUUGAUUAUGAAUUAAAAAUUUGCUAAUCACUGCAGAAAGUGAUGGUUCCUUGAUAAGAUAUUCUACAGGUGUUCUAUUGACUAUGUUACCCUCUUUGCAGAGGCUGGUCUAUUACUUCUGUAACCUCUCCAUGAAUCCUUUUUUAACAGGAUUUCAAGAGCUUCUGUAGUAAUGUCCUCAUAUAGAACCAAGGUACUCCUUGGAAUGCUAUUUCCACAAACCCGUUACAUGAUCACAAAAGCUCUUAAACUCCAUACACUUAACUUUACUGCAAACUGAAAAUGCAUCCUAAUCAAGUUACCAUCCUAGAGCUGUAUACAGGGUCAUCCUAGCUCCUGGCUUUGGAAAGAAUCAAGUCUUCAUUGUAAGGAGGAGGAAAAUAGUUAUAUUUCAGAUGAAUUUCAAACAUGCAGCCAAAGCAGCAGCAUAGCAGACAGGAGAUGUAGAAUUGCAGCUUUGCUCACAAGCUAACUCCCAAAAUGAAAAUUGCAGAUGAGUCCAUAAGUGCUGUGGAAGUUGUUCUUAUUGAUGCUACAAGUACAGCUGCCUUACUCUAUCUGUAGUAUUAACAUCUGAAUACACAGAAGGAUUACUGCAGAAGAUGACUCAUAAUUCAGCCUGCUGUGUAAUGAAUAUCUGGUUGGAAGAAAUAUCUUCUGUGCUGAAAAGGUAAAAUAUUCUAGGUAAAUCACUAAUAACACAUUGGCAUUCAUUCAUACAUCUGGGAAAGGAAUGUAAAAUAAUGGUCUGUACUACCGUCUACAGUCAUUCACUUUCAAAUCACCGAAUUUCUUCCUAAUCAGUAUUGCUAUUCUGACUUUUCUGUUCAAAGCACAUAAUCUCUUUAGAAAUUCUGAGAUUCAGCUUCGAUAGCAAAACUAGUCUUUAUUAUCAAGCUUGCCUGCUGGAUGGAGAUCUGCAGGAGUCUCACUGCACUUUCUCUGCAUUUGUGGAGCCCUUAACACUUGUGUGCAAAUACAUUUUCUGAUCAUCUGCAUUUCCAAUGGCAUUUUGAAAUCAGGUUAUUUUAAGCAUACUAGGAAUGAGAGCUUUUUAUCUGCCUUUUUAAUUAGUUAAAUGUCUUUUCAGAUCAAGCUGCAUAUGCUCACUGAUUGUGAUGUACAUGCCUCAUCUCACUGUUAUUAUGGCUUUUCACUUGCCUGUUUAUUAUCCUUUUUAUUUCAACAUACUCCGUACAAACUAAAGAAUACAUCUUCAGUAUUAUACAAAAAUGUAAUCUCAGUAUGAAGGAUUUCAAGUUUCUGUAGUUUCUAUUAAAACACAAUUUUAUAGUCAA